Molecule: messenger RNA, 3208 nt
Organism: Juglans microcarpa x Juglans regia
Lineage: Eukaryota; Viridiplantae; Streptophyta; Magnoliopsida; Fagales; Juglandaceae
Product: putative leucine-rich repeat receptor-like serine/threonine-protein kinase At2g24130
Biological process (GO): protein phosphorylation
Molecular function (GO): protein kinase activity; ATP binding; protein binding
Source: RefSeq, a predicted model, not a curated record
CCUUCUCAUUCCCAGACCCACACCUGAUCUGCUCACUCAAAUUCCCAACUCUCUUGGUAUUGUCAUUUUAGUAUGUUUUGAUAUGAAGCAGUGUGAAGCCAAGAAUAAGAGAGGAGACAUCCUUCAAAGAAAGAUUAUCAGCCGCUUCCAACAUGUCCAUCUUCCUCGAAGCCUUGUCUCUCCUCCUACUACAACAGUUGGCUCUAACUUUUGGUAUUACAAAUUCAGGCUAUCACAACCCCCCUCACCUCUCUCUGAAUUCUGACAAGGCAGCAUUGCUGGAAUUCAAAAAGACCAUAACACUCGAUCCAAAUUCCACCCUUACAAACUGGAACGAGACUAAUGAAGUGUGCAAUUUCACAUGCGUGAGAUGUGACAAACACCAUCAUCGUGUAUCACAGCUCAUACUGAAAGACACUCACCUUGUAGGGCUGCUUUCACCCUUUAUUUCCAAUCUAACUGGCCUUCGCAUAUUAUUGAUCAAUGGCAAUCAUCUUUUCGGCAACAUUCCACCUGAAUUUUCCUCUCUUAGACAUCUCCGCUAUCUUCGACUUGUGGGGAACAAUCUGCAUGGUUCAAUCCCAGACUCCUUAGGCCAUCUUUCUAGACUCACUCUGCUUCAUAUCAUGUCAAACAAUGUAAGUGGUACACUCCCGCCUUUCCUCUUCUCCAACUGCUCUCAUUUGCUUAACAUAGAUUUGUCCGGAAACUCACUCUCAGGCAAAAUUCCGGGAAAUAUUGGAAAUUGUUCACAAUUGUGGAACCUUAAUUUGUACAAUAACCAAUUUACUGGACAACUUCCUCCCUCUUUAAUUACUUGCAACCUGUCCAACAUAGAUGUGGAGUAUAAUAAUAUUUCUGGUGAACUGCCUUCAGAGAUUGUAAGGAAACUGCCUAACCUCCAGUAUCUUCAUUUAUCAUAUAAUGAUAUGAUAAGUCAUGAUGGAAACACCAAUCUUGCUCCAUUUUUCAAUGCACUUGGAAACUGCACUCUUAUAUUGGAGGUUGAACUUGAUGGUAUGGACCUCGGGGAAAUGCCAAGCUCCAUUGGCAGUCUUGGUGUAGAACUACAAUAUCUUUCACUACAAGAAAACCAAAUAUUUGGAUCAAUUCCUCCAGAUAUAGGAAAUCUUUCGAGUCUUAUAGACCUGGACAUGACAUCCAAUCUUCUAAAUGGAACCAUAGCAGAAGAGGUCGAUCAGUUGUCAAGCUUGGAUCAGCUUGUGUUAUCGCAAAACAUGUUCACAGGUGCAAUUCCUUCAGCACUAGGCAGGGUUGCUCACCUUGGUUUGCUAGACUUGUCGCACAACAAAUUCUCUGGUGAAAUCCCUGCGAGUCUGGGAGAUUUAAUUGGAUUAUAUUCUCUAUUUUUGAACAACAACCUUCUCUCAGGUACUAUACCUCCAACUUUGGGACGGUGCACAGGUUUGUACAAGCUUGAUUUAUCGCAUAACAGAUUGACAGGGAGCAUCCCUCCUGAGCUGGCAGGUCUACGUGAUAUCAGAAUUUUUAUGAACCUUUCACAUAAUAAUCUCGAAGGGCCUUUGCCAAUCGAACUUAGCAAGCAGGAAAAUGUGCAAGAGAUGGAUCUUUCUUCGAAUAAAUUUACCGGAAAUAUCUUCCCUCAGAUUUCAAGUUGCAUUGCAUUGACGAAGAUAAAUUUCUCGGACAACUUUCUUGAAGGGCAGCUUCCAGAAUCCUUAGGGGAGGUUAGAUACCUCGAAUCCUUUGACGUUUCUGGAAACCGCUUAUCCGGAAAGAUUCCAAUAAGCCUCAGUAAAAUUUCCUCACUCGUCUAUCUAAAUCUUUCCUUUAACAACUUUAAAGGAACAAUCCCAACCGGUGGCGUCUUCGAUUCAAUAACAACGAUGUCGCUCUUGGAGAAUCACCGACUCUGCAGGAAUGUUACGAACAGACUUGCUGGAAUUCCGAUUUGCAAGACAAGCGGACCUUUGUUUCAUUCAACUGUGUUCUUGGUUAUUUUCGUCAUCGUGAUAUUUAUAUCAGUAUUCUUAUCCACAGUAUGUUGUGUGAUUGGUGUCCGGCGCAUUAGAGCCAUUAUUCACUCGCGGAAGAUUCAAACUGAUCGAAAACCAAGUACACCAGAAUUGAUCCUCAAUUUUCCAAGAGUUACCUAUAAAGAACUAUCAGAUGCAACCGAAGGAUUCGAUGAACAGAGACUUGUUGGGUCAGGUAGCUUUGGACGUGUCUACAGGGGAGUUCUUCCAGACGGAACUGCGAUUGCAGUCAAGGUGUUACACUUGCAGUCUGGAAACUCAACGAAGAGCUUUAGCAGAGAGUGCCAAGUGCUAAAGAGGAUCCGUCAUAGGAACCUGAUAAGGAUUAUAACAGCAUGCAGUCUACCUGAUUUUAAGGCUCUUGUUCUUCCUUACAUGGCAAAUGGCAGCUUGGAUAGCCGUCUUUACCCGCACUCGAACACAGGUUUGGGUUCAGGUUCUUCAGAUUUGAGCCUUCUUCAGAGAGUGAACAUUUGUAGCGAUAUAGCUGAAGGGAUGGCCUAUCUGCAUCAUCACUCCCCUAUCAGAGUCAUACACUGUGAUCUGAAACCAAGUAAUGUUCUUCUCAAUGAUGACAUGACAGCUCUAGUCUCUGAUUUUGGGAUCGCAAAGUUAGUCAUGACAGCUGGAGGGGGAAAUGGUGGAGCUGUUGAAAUGGGAAAUUCUACUGCAAACUUGUUGUGUGGAUCUAUUGGAUACAUUGCACCAGAGUACGGGUUUGGGUCAACUACAUCCACAAAAGGAGAUGUUUACAGUUUUGGCAUUCUGGUGCUUGAGAUGGUGACCAGAAGAAGACCGACGGAUGACAUGUUUGUUGGUGGGCUAAGCUUGCACCAAUGGGUGAAGAGUUACUUCCAUGGAAGGGUGGAAAGAGUGAUAGAUACUUCUUUGUUGAGAGCAUCAAAAGAUCAAUCCCACGAAGUGAAGAAAAUGUGGGAAGUUGCAAUUGGAGAGUUACUUGAGUUGGGUAUCCUUUGCACACAGGAGUCUCCUUCUACUAGGCCUACAAUGCUCGAUGCAGCCGAUGAUUUGGAUCGGCUCAAGAGAUACCUUGCUGGGGACACUACAGCAACCUUCACCUCUUCCCUUGGAAUUUCAUCUUCCACUCUAGGCGAUGACUAACAGUUACUCUCACAAUUGUACAUGCAUCAAAGUGUAAUUUACUUUUCUGAUCUAUUCUUCAGUUUCUA